Molecule: messenger RNA, 557 nt
Organism: Oncorhynchus tshawytscha (Chinook salmon)
Lineage: Eukaryota; Metazoa; Chordata; Actinopteri; Salmoniformes; Salmonidae
Exons: 4
Coding region: 135-401 (88 amino acids)
Biological process (GO): intrinsic apoptotic signaling pathway in response to DNA damage; regulation of gene expression
Molecular function (GO): zinc ion binding
Source: RefSeq, a predicted model, not a curated record
ACACACACACACCUUUUCUCGACACACUCUCUCACACACACAUUCUCUCUCUCUACACACACUUUCUCCAUCUCAUACUCUCUACGUACACACUUCCUGUCUGCUAAAUAACAGUGUCAGGAAUAUCAUCUAUCAUGGUGGGCUACUGUCCCAUCUGUGGGAAACCAGUCUACUUUGGUGAGAAGAAGAGGUCAUUGGGGAGGGACUACCACCCUCUGUGUCUGAAGUGUCAACUGUGUCAGAGACAGUUGACCCCGGGACAACAUGCUGAGCAUGAUGAGAAACCCUACUGCACUAACUGUUACAUGAAGAUGUUUGGUCCCAGAGGUAGAUACUCAGGUAACAGGAGAAUGAUGUCACACUGUCACAGCUCAGCCUCCUCUUCCUCUUCCUCCUCCUAGGAACCAGUCUAACAAACCAAAAACCAACCAAAAUACAACCUAAUGAGAACUAACAGGCUAUCAACAAGGAUCUAUGUUCAACAAACCUGACAUUCAGCCAUCAAGCCAAUGACCAACCAACUAGACCCAACAUUCAGCCAACCAACGUUUGACCAA